AUGAAGGAUAAAGAAAUUGACUUCGGCAAGAAGACCGACACGCCGCCGUUUGCCGCACCAGAGGACCGGAAUCCAGGGUUGGAAGCGCCAAGCCGCCAUUGCUUGAUUCACCACCUCGUGCUCGACGUCGAUUGGCAUAUUUCCGGCUCGCGCUACCACAACUACGUUAUCCAGCUCGGCCCCUCAAAUGUGUCGUCAAUCACGCAAGGCUGCCUCGCCCAUCGGCCAAUCGAAGUCAUCGAAUGUCGCCUCAUACGCGAAGCUCCCUUGGACCCCACUUAUUUUGGAGUGAAACCUCAGGUAGCCUUUGCUUGCGAAAACCUCGUCUUGCCUGUCGAGCAGACGACCCUCCACCGUCGCGCCCUCGGCGAAAUUCUGGCUGCCGUGCAGCCGAUGAACUUGUGGCUGAGCGCGUGUCCGGGCUGGAACGUGUAUGUCGGCGUUCCCGGAUCCAUUUUCAUCGAUAGCGUCUCGCGCUCCCAGAUGCAAUUUAUGAAGCAUUGGCCGACGCCCCGCCUCGCGUUCAAGAUCACCAAUUGGCUCGAUAACGACGACGCCAUGAACCUCUGCAAACAUUAUUUUACCGAAUGGCGCGCUGGCCGCAAGCAGAUCACGACAUUUUGGUGCCAGCUGGGCGGCGAAGACUUUGGGAGCCACGUCCUCGACAUUGCCGCCGUUGCGGAGAAACUCAAUUUGAAAAGGGACGGCAACAAGUACCGCUGGUAUGGCGAAGCAAAGCGGAUUGAUGGCCGGGUUAUGCGCAUAUUCGCCCGUGUCCUCGUCGACUGCCGUUUCGAGGCCACAAGGCGCAUGGUCACAUCUUUAUGCACGCCUUCGGCGCUCCGACGACGAGCUUCCUCCGCAAAGCGGCCGACCACGGGCCGAGCCCCGGCUGGCCACUCGUUCGCGCGCAUCAACCACAUUUCGCCCGAUCGCUUCGUCUGCUUGGAGAAGGCC
Messenger RNA from Mesorhabditis spiculigera, 957 nucleotides. The record is from the annotation of a GenBank genome assembly. Lineage: Eukaryota; Metazoa; Nematoda; Chromadorea; Rhabditida; Rhabditidae.